Messenger RNA from Micropterus salmoides (largemouth bass), 1591 nucleotides. It is a transcript of the gene ccnp, whose product is annotated as cyclin P. Lineage: Eukaryota; Metazoa; Chordata; Actinopteri; Centrarchiformes; Centrarchidae. Gene Ontology annotation, molecular function: cyclin-dependent protein serine/threonine kinase regulator activity. Bases 82 to 1272 code for a protein of 396 amino acids. The transcript is spliced from 9 exons. The record is from RefSeq and is a predicted model, not a curated record. Gene Ontology annotation, cellular component: cyclin-dependent protein kinase holoenzyme complex; centrosome; cytoplasm. Gene Ontology annotation, biological process: regulation of cyclin-dependent protein serine/threonine kinase activity; mitotic cell cycle phase transition.
UCUCUGUUCCAGACCACCGCUGACACCCGUGGAUAAGUAGCUGCAGCGGCCGGCACGGGAACUCUGUCUUCGGCUUUGACCAUGGCCAGGACUGGUUUCUGCGACUCCAAGCCCCUGCUGGACUUACACAAGAAGGCGGAUGAGAGGCGAGCCCCAUUUAGAGCUUGGUUCAAUGCCUGUGGACCUAAAAAUCGCUGGCAACCUGUAGAAGUAGAUGACUCCAUGAUGGCCCCUAUCAAAAUGCAGCCGGAACGCAGAUGGGAAAGGAGAUUAACAAUGCAGACAAGUGGUGAUGUCAUCAUGGGGUGUCAUGAAGACAGUCGAACGCGCUCUGCAGCAGCUGGGUGUGUGGAGGAGCCUGUGCUUUUUCACCCUCUUGGGCUGCAGGGUCUUCACAGCCUACAAGCACUGGUGCCCAGCUUGCUGCGCCAUGAAGUGGAGAUGGCGCUGGAGAAGCUGGACCUCAUAUGGGACAAGACGUUUGCCUGGGACAUGUUCUUGGACAUGAUGAGAACUCAAACACGAAACUCUCUUCCCAAUGCUGACCUGCCCCGCAAUUUCACUGAUGUCACACGCGCUGUCCUGGUAGACUGGCUCAUUCAAAUUCAUGAGAUGAUGAAUUUUCAGGAAGAGACCCUCUAUCUGACCAUACACCUCCUCAACCGCUCCCUACGUCAGAUCAAGGUGACCACAGCCAACCUGCAGCUCCUCGGCAUGGUUUGCCUCUUCCUUGCUGCAAAGAAAGAGGAGUGUCUCCUCCCUGAGGUGUCUGGACUCUGCUACUUGAUGGACCACACCUACACUAAGCAUCAGCUGCUACGACUGGAGCGCAAAGUCCUCUGUGGGCUCAAGUUUGAUUUGUCCUACUGUCCCCCUCUGCAUUUCCUUCUCAUACUUGCCUCUGUUGCCCGCUGCAGUGCUAAGGUGGUUUGGAUGGCUCGUUAUCUGCUGGAGCUGUCUCUCCUGGAGGGCCAUUGUGUUGUGUUUGUACCCGUGCAGCUGGCAGGAGCGGCCCUCUGCUUGUCCCGGCGAGUCCUGCAAGAGCCUCCUACACCAGAAGGGGAAGCUGCCUGGUGUCUGGCCUCCAGCAUCCAUGUUGGCAGUGAGACUGCCGUGCUGAGGAUCAUGCACAUUAUGGCCAGUGCUGCAGCCAAAGCCCACACACAAGAGAACUGCGCUAGUUUUAUUAAAUUCUCCUCGCCAGAGACCAUGCAUGUCAGCAGACACCAGGGUCUGAAGAACACUGCUGGUCUGCUGGGCGUAUGCACUUGACAUUCUUAACUCCCAGGAACUUGAUUAUAUCCCAAAGUAAAAACACUGGACCAGUAUCAUUGGAGGACCUGACUCCUGUGUGGUCCAAGGCUGUAAUGUUUGCUAUGGAUCUUGAGGCGUUACUGUGGAAAUGGGUGAGGAAGAAGUGUGAACACUGACAAAGAAUUUCAUGUAUGUGAUUUAGCCAACCUGAUGGCACACCUGUUUUAUGAUCUUAUCUUGCAGCUGAUUUAGAAAAAUAUAUAUAUUGUACUGAUGUGUCCUUCUCUAUCAAGUUAUUCCAAAAGUUUUAAUAUAAAAUAAAGUGUCUGCUGCAACA